Messenger RNA from Corticium candelabrum, 460 nucleotides. RefSeq names its product proteasome assembly chaperone 4-like. The coding region runs from base 8 to 388 and encodes 126 amino acids. NCBI's taxonomy places the organism in Eukaryota, Metazoa, Porifera, Homoscleromorpha, Homosclerophorida, Plakinidae. The transcript is spliced from 3 exons. The record is from RefSeq and is a predicted model, not a curated record. Gene Ontology annotation, biological process: proteasome assembly.
GAUCAGAAUGGCUGAUGAUGCAGUUUCAGUUUCACGUGACCGCCCAACUUUCAAAGUUCACGACUUUUCUGCUCGUGUAGCUAAUCAGGAUAUAUAUUUUCGAGUUAUCAAGAUGAAAGACAGCUUGCUGUUAUGGAUCAAUGACAAAGCAUCGAUGACUGAGUUGGCAGUUGCUAUGCCAACUAGAUUUGAUACAAUUCCAAUAGCAACCAAGCUACUUGGGCCUCCGGACAAUCUCACCUCCAGUCAACUGGCUCAACGACUAGCUAGACGAACUGGCAAGCUGUGCUUCCUUAGCUAUAACUUGCCAUCUCUGCCAGACACAAGUAAAGAGUUGAUUGAACAGCGACUGCUUGAAGAAAUGGUUACACAACCCGACUGUUUUUAGACGGUAUUGUUUGUACAGUACAGUAACAGAUAUUUUCAUUUGAAGCAACAUGUAGUGACAAAAUACAGAGUG